AUGACUAUUGCUGCAUAUGCGUAUGAAACAAAUGAAGCAAGAAGAGCACAUGAACUAGUAAACGAAAACUCAACUUUAACCAUUGAAGGCAAUGAUUUAGUCAUUGACGAUGGAAAGACUAAAAAAGUCAUUGAUUUCGAUACUUUUAACACUUAUGACCCAUUCAUUACAAUAAGUAAAGUUCCUAUCAUAAAUGAUGGAACGGUGCAAUAUAUAAAUUCUACAGUAGAUGCCUCAUUAGUGAAAGUAUUAAAUGUUCUCAUUGAAUUGUUAAAGAGCUUUCGAUUUGACGACAACAUUAAAUGCCUAAAGAAUUUAGUCAUGAAUGAGAAACAAAUUCUCGGCGUUGCUGGUAGCAGUAAUGAUGUACACCUUAUGACAUUAGAAUAUUAUAACGAACAUAAAGAUGAACUGAAAGGAGAGAGGGGUGACACCGGACCUCAAGGACCACAAGGAAUACAAGGAAUACAAGGACCUCAAGGCGAGAACGGUUUGGAUGGUGUAGAUGGAAAGGAUGGAAAAACUGCUAAAUCAUGGAUAUGGAACCUUAUAAAUACUGGUUUAACAGCUGCUUCAUAUGGAGUUCUUCAAUACCAAAUCGGAAAGAUAUGGGCAGUACUUGGUGAAGAAGUUUUAGAUGACGUUAAAAAUGCUUUGAACUUCAUUUCAAAUGGUUCUGAUACUAUUAAAACUUUAUCUGGUUGGAUGCAAGAAACAAGGAGUCAAAUAGAUACUGUAAGACGUAUAGCAAACAAUGCACGUACGGGAUUGGAUACUUUACGAGAAGCACAAAAUACACUAAAGGAAGCAAAUGAUAUUCUUGGCUCAGUAUCAGACAUGCAUGAAGAUUGGCUUAAAGGUAUUGACAAAUCUUUAAAAAAUCACAGUCAGUCUAUUGCUGACUACAAGAAAAGUAUAGAUUUUUUACAUAGUGCUAUGGACGUACAUGAUGGAAGCAUAAGGAACUUACUUAAUGCUAACAAUAACUUACCAGGAACUAUUAAAGCAUUUAUAAAGUCCUUUGUAAAACCUGGUGCUCUAACAUUUAGGUCUUUGAGAGCAAGAGCAUUGAAGUCAAGAGAUGCAGAAACUCCAACAGAACCUACAGAAGGAACUGAAACAACAGAAACUCCAGAAGAACCACCAAAACCAACAGCUAAUGAAAUAUUGUUCGAAUAUUUUCCAAGGUACUCUGUUCUCAUUGCAUACAUUCAAGAAAUACUUAAGAAAGCAGACUUGACUUUAGGAGAUGAUGAAAGUUCUGUAUAUCUUUCGUUCCAGUUUCAAAUAGCAGAACUUUUGAGACAGAUAUGCUUAAUGUAUGACAACAUCUCUGAUUUCACAAGAUAUGAUGACGACCAUGACCCCGAACACGGUGAAGAAGAAGUUUUACAAACAUCCAUUAAGACAGGAAAGGUUUUAACUCAAAGUCUCAUUAUUGACACCAAAGAUGGCGAAGUGGACGUUCUUCAAGAGCUGAAGAAAAAUACUUCUUCGGGAGGUGGUGGUAGGCAUGAACUUGAAAUAAAUGAGAUAGAAGAGAAAUUAGCCGAAAAAGCAGAUAAAAACCAUGUUCAUUAUAUAAGUUCAGACGAACAGAUUAUAACGGACUACCAUGGAUAUUUAACACAGGAUGAACAAAUAAGCACUGAAGAUGUUAAUGAAAGAAGAUAUAAAUUCAUUCGUGCUAAAGGUUAUGACAUACACUGUACUGUACAGUAUGACACAGGUAAAGCACAAGAAGCAUUUGGUUAUAACGAUGAAAUAUACGCUUCAUACUUCUUUGUUAACGGUGUAUUAGUUGAACCAAGAUUUAUGUUGAGAGUUAAGACAAAAAUAACGUUUGAAGAUGCUAUUAAAAGUAAAGCUGACAAAGAUGAACUUGACGCAACGAACAAAGUUUUGAAAUCUCAUAAACACAAUAUCUCCGAUAUAAAUGAACUUCAAGCUACAUUAAAUAGUAAAGCUGACAAGAACCAUACACAUAAAUCCUUCACUACUGUUAGAGCAGACGACAUAAUAUUGAACUAUACUUUAGGUUCAAGUGCACCUUUAGAGAAUCCGAGUACAAGCGUAAAAGAUACACUAAACUCCUUAAAUAGUAAAUGUAUGAACAUUGAAGGUCAUGUCAGAAACUUUGAAACACAUGAACUACCAACAAUGUUAGAUAAGAAAGCUGACAAAACUUAUGUGGAUGCAGAACUAACAAAGAAAUUUUCGAAACCAGACACAAUGACAUUCACAACAGAAUUUAUAAAUGGUGAACCAGCAACUCCAUUUGAAUUUGUAAGAGGCAUUCAACCAGAAACAUUUGAAUUUUUCUUGGAUAAUUCUAUAGAGCUAACAUUACAUUAUAAAAGUGGAACAAAUGCAACAUUUCAUCCGGGAGAUAUAUUCCAAAUGGUAUUUAAUGACAUAAGUUCUUUAGAAUAUAUUUAUAGAGUUAUGAGCAUAUAUGAUUUAAUAUAUCCUAUAGGAGCUGUUUAUACGUCUAUGAAUCCAAUAAAUCCAAACACUUUAUUUGGUGGUAGAUGGUAUGAAAUAGUUGACAGUUUUCCAUUCUACACUAAUACGCAGUCAAUGAAGAUGGGAGGUUCAAAGAAAAUAGGUAUUGAAAACCUUCCUUCACAUAUGCAUAAGUUCAGUGGAACAACAUCUGUGGAAGGAAACCAUUCGCAUCCAAUGACAAAAAGAGGUUAUACAAAUCUUGCUGCAGGUUCUGAUAGGCAAGGUAUGAAUAGAUAUGAUAUCACAGAUGACCCCAAAGAUGUUAGCACAGGUAUUUUCUGUGGAACUGCAGGAAACCAUACACAUGUUUAUGCUGGCAUUACAGACCCAGCAGGUAAUGGAAAAGAUUAUAUGCCUCCUUAUAUAACAAUGCACGCUUGGAUACGAGUUGGUUAA
Molecule: messenger RNA, 2904 nt
Organism: Trichomonas vaginalis G3
Lineage: Eukaryota; Parabasalia; Trichomonadida; Trichomonadidae
Product: organellar and viral DNA polymerase type B
Exons: 1
Coding region: 1-2904 (967 amino acids)
Source: RefSeq, a predicted model, not a curated record